Gastrolobium bilobum is the source of this 1515-nucleotide messenger RNA. RefSeq names its product serine carboxypeptidase-like. The transcript is spliced from 9 exons. Lineage: Eukaryota; Viridiplantae; Streptophyta; Magnoliopsida; Fabales; Fabaceae. The record is from RefSeq and is a predicted model, not a curated record. Gene Ontology annotation, cellular component: vacuole. Gene Ontology annotation, molecular function: serine-type carboxypeptidase activity. Gene Ontology annotation, biological process: proteolysis. The coding region runs from base 1 to 1515 and encodes 504 amino acids.
AUGGCAUCAUCACCAACCCUCUGCAAAAUCUCUCUGUCUCUUCUGUCUCUGUUCAUCAUUUCAGUUUCUUCAUCCUAUGCAACUUCUCGCAACAUCAAUGACCGUGGCUUGUUAUACACCCCAAAACCACAAGCAGAAACGCUCAUAAGAGGCCUUAACCUGUUUCCAAAGGAUCCAGUUAACAUAAAACUAGGUGACCCUGUUGGUUUUGUCCCUGGAAAUAUCGUGGAGAAGAAAUUUUCGUUUCUUGGUGCUUCUGGGCCUUCUGUUGAAGACCUUGGUCAUCAUGCGGGGUAUUAUUCGCUUCCUCGUUCCAAAGCUGCAAGGAUGUUCUACUUUUUCUUUGAAUCCCGGAACAACACGAAUGACCCGGUUGUUAUAUGGUUGACUGGAGGUCCAGGGUGUAGCAGUGAACUAGCUUUGUUUUAUGAGAAUGGUCCUUUCAAAAUUGCCAAUAACUUGUCUCUUACAUGGAAUAAUUACGGCUGGGAUAAGGUAUCAAAUAUUUUAUUUGUUGACCAACCAAUUGGGACAGGUUUCAGCUACACUUCCGAUUCUGCUGAUGUUCCCCAUGAUGAAGUGGGUGUUAGCAAUGAUUUGUAUGACUUCUUGCAGGCAUUUUUCAAGCAGCACCCCAAGUUCGUUAAGAAUGAUUUUUACAUUACUGGAGAAUCAUACGCAGGACACUACAUUCCAGCUCUUGCAUCUCGGGUUCACAAAGGAAAUAAAGAAAAACAAGGAAUUUAUAUAAACCUCAAGGGCUUUGCUAUUGGUAAUGGGUUAACAAAUCCUGGAAUUCAGUACCAAGCAUACCCAGACUUUGCAUUAGACAAGGGAUUAAUUUCAAAGGCUGAAUACGAAAGUAUCAAACAGUUUAUCCCAGGGUGUGAGCAGGCCAUAACAGCAUGCAACUCUAAAGGUGGACAAAGCUGCGUGUCUGCCUUAAGUAUUUGCGAAAACAUAUUCGCUCGUAUCUUGGACAUUACUGGCGACAUUAAUUACUAUGACAUCAGAAAGAAAUGCGAGGGAGAAUUGUGCUAUGACUUUUCAAACUUGGAGACACUUUUAAACAAGCAAAGUGCGAGGGAUGCUUUAGGUGUGGGGGACUUGGAGUACGUAUCAUGCAGUCAAACAGUGUAUGAUGCCAUGAUGCAAGAUUGGAUGAGAAACCUUGAAGUGGGAAUCCCUUCACUUCUUGAGGAUGGAAUCAGAAUGCUUGUGUAUGCUGGGGAAGAAGAUCUCAUAUGCAAUUGGCUUGGGAAUUCAAGAUGGGUUCAUGCCAUGGAGUGGUCAGGACAAAAGGAGUUUGGAGCAUCCCAUACAAUGCAAUUUUUGGUUGAUGGUGUAAAAGCAGGGUUGUUGAAAAGCUAUGGACCUCUCUCUUUUCUCAAGGUAAAUGGAGCUGGGCACAUGGUCCCUAUGGAUCAACCAAAAGCUGCACUUAAGAUGCUGAAAAGAUGGAUGGAAGGGAAAUUGAACCUGGUAAGGAAAGGAGAUAAUGUCCCUCCUAAUUGA